CCUCCAGUCGGAAGUGUUCCGCCUUUCGAGACGAGCUUCUGGGGCUUCUGGGCGGUUACCAGCUUUAGCUAUGGCUGCCUCCUUGGCCGGGAAGAAGAUAGUGUUCGUGACGGGAAACGCCAAGAAGCUGGAGGAGGUCAUUCAGAUUCUAGGAGAUAAGUUUCCAUGUACUUUGGUGGCACAGAAAAUUGACCUGCCUGAGUACCAAGGAGAACCAGAUGAAAUCUCCAUACAGAAGUGUCAGGAGGCAGCUCGUCAGGUGCAGGGUCCUGUAUUGGUGGAAGAUACCUGUCUAUGCUUCAAUGCCCUUGGGGGACUCCCAGGCCCCUACAUAAAAUGGUUUCUGGAGAAGUUAAAGCCUGAAGGUCUCCACCAGCUCCUGGCCGGCUUUGAGGACAAGUCAGCUUAUGCACUCUGCACAUUUGCUCUUAGCAGCGGGGACCCCAGCCAGCCGGUGCUCCUGUUCAAGGGACAGACCUCGGGUCAGAUCGUGGUGCCACGAGGCUGCCGGGACUUUGGCUGGGAUCCCUGCUUCCAGCCUGAUGGAUAUGAACAAACAUAUGCAGAGAUGCCCAAGACUGAGAAGAAUGCCAUUUCUCACCGCUUCCGGGCCCUGCACAAGCUGCAGGAGUACUUUGGCUGCGAGACUCAUGAGGCUGGCGGUGGCCAUGCCGGCCGUGGAUGCUGGGACAACUAGCACAACUCCCCAGCAGGCGGACACUCCUGCCUGUUUCUCUGUGUUUCCCCUCUGGGGCUAUUGUGGCAGCUUCAGCAACCAGGUUUGGAAGAGAAACUGACAAGUUGAUACUAAUAUCUUGCCCUUCAGGGUUUGCGGAUUGUUGCUCCUCUGAUAUGUGGCCCUGGGAUCCUGAGGGACCUUGGAUGUUAAAGCCAGUCUUGGCAGAAUUGAGGGUUUGGGGAGGAACUACACAAACUUUGAUGUUUUCAGAAUGCAGCAAAUGUAAAUUCUGGAGGGCCCUUGUUUCUAAAAUAAAUCGUGUAUGUUUUGAGCCUUGCUGCUGUAAUGUACACUAUAUCUGUGUCUUGAGUUCCCUUUAACAGGGAGGAACCCGUCUUGGCAGGGUAACCAGAGGGGCAGUGCUGUGAAGGAUGUUCCCCUGCGCUUGCUAGCUGGAAUGCUACAUCUCUCUGUGAUGUUUUACUCUUGGAGUCAUGGAUCAUAAGCCAUCUUUUCCAUGUCAGAUUCCUGUUGGGGCUGGAAGGCAAGUACAGGUUUUACUUUAUGCUCUUGUACAUUAAGGGCCAGCAAGAUGGCUCAGCAGGUACAGGUGUGCCACUGAGCCUGAUGACCUGCACUCCCUCCGAAAUGACCGAGUGUCCACGUGAUGGAGGGAGAGAACUAACCCCCGCAGGCUGUCCUCUACCCCCCAUGUGCACCUUCCCUGUGAGUAGAAUAAAAGAGACCAAUGUU
Messenger RNA from Nannospalax galili (Upper Galilee mountains blind mole rat), 1432 nucleotides. It is a transcript of the gene Itpa, whose product is annotated as inosine triphosphatase. Gene Ontology annotation, biological process: nucleoside triphosphate catabolic process. The transcript has 8 exons. Bases 71 to 697 code for a protein of 208 amino acids. Gene Ontology annotation, cellular component: cytoplasm. NCBI's taxonomy places the organism in Eukaryota, Metazoa, Chordata, Mammalia, Rodentia, Spalacidae. Gene Ontology annotation, molecular function: nucleoside triphosphate diphosphatase activity. The record is from RefSeq and is a predicted model, not a curated record.